Messenger RNA from Trichobilharzia szidati, 1153 nucleotides. NCBI's taxonomy places the organism in Eukaryota, Metazoa, Platyhelminthes, Trematoda, Strigeidida, Schistosomatidae. The record is from the annotation of a GenBank genome assembly.
GGCAGAAAUUAAACGCCAUGUACAAGGUCAUUGAUGGAGUGAGACGCUCAAAGGUCAUUUUCGUCCAUGUUAGUCGGCCAUGUUGGAUUGCAGUUCCGUUGCUGUUCGUUUACACAUCGAUUUUUCCGUUUAUCCAGCAGUUAUUCACAACUUAUCUUGAUGCACAUUGUUCACAAAUGUUGCGUUUCACUUCAUUAUUGUUUCCAUUUCUGUUGAAAUUAGUUAUUUCGUUUGUUUCGAAAGUUUUUGCCACCAGGUCAGUGCAUUCGUUUCAUUGUAAUUGUUUCAUACGUUGCAUUCAUGCAUGGUUUCAGUGUUUUAAUUGUUUUUCAGCUAUUAAUGAAUUAGUACUGUGUAGAAAUCUUGGAGAUUAUACACGUGAACAUGUUUGGGAAGCAGAAGCCAUUGUUUCCAGUUCAUUUUUGGUUGCCGUUAUUGCUGCUGGCUCAGUUGGUUACUUAAUAUGUAGGAAUCUGGAAAAAAAUGUCUCUCACGUUCAUGUUUACAGCAUGCAACAAUCUACGAAUGAAUCCGGUGAAGAGAGCACCAUCAGGGUUGAUAUUAGCAAAGUUUUCGAAGAACUAAUUAAACCCAGAGAAUUUAGAACCUGGUUUGAAGUUUAAAAUGCUUUGGAGCUUUUCGACAAGGUGUCUGUUGUCAGCUAAAAAAUCAGGUAUAUUGUGAGAGAAUCAAGCAAGGGUGAGCCACAUGUGAAGUAUGAAUGUGUGGUGUUUGUAUGUACUUUUGGAAGCAAAAUUAGGAAGCAAUAGGAAAUCCCUAAAUGAUUGUUAAUGCCUAGUGUACUAGAUCCAAACGCACGAACUAGGACUGCCUGUAGUAAACGCGGUGUUAACAACCAUUUUAUUUGUUUCAAAAGGAUUUGAAAAGCGGCUAACGUACGAUGAUCUGGUGAGUGUUCGGUAAGAAUUUCACUAGCAAGAAUAACGUUUCGAAUUUACAACCGUCUGAGAAGCUGAUUAUUAAUCGGGGUGAAAAAAUUGGCUGGUUACAAAUUGCUUGUUUCAGUUCAAAUAAUGAAAUUCCUAUUUUUCGGAUGCUUGUGAUUUCUCCGUGGUUAUAAACACGGUUGCCCAUGAUUUAUAAGAAAACUUUAAAUAAAUUUUCUUUGAACCAGUGGUCUUCUUUUUCUUGG